Molecule: messenger RNA, 2283 nt
Organism: Oikopleura dioica
Lineage: Eukaryota; Metazoa; Chordata; Appendicularia; Copelata; Oikopleuridae
Source: the annotation of a GenBank genome assembly
AUGAUCGUAGUGGUCGCUUUUACAGCCCCCGCAAUCAUGAAGGACGGGACGGUGAACGACGAAAUCGUUACAACGACCGUCGUGAUGAUGAAAGAGACGAAAGGCCGCGUGAUCGGGAGCCACGCGAUCGAGGCGACUCAUACAGAGGUGGAGAUCGCCGAGGAAGUCGAGACCACGGCGAUCGGCGAGGAAGUCGUGACCAUGGCGAUCGACGUGGAAGUCGCGACCACGGUGACCGACGAGAUAAUCGACGCGGUUAUGACGAUUACGACAACAAUCGUCGAGGCGAUCGACCACGCCAGCGGGACUUUGACGAUGAUCGCGCGGAUCGGCGACCACGAUACGAUCGGCCACGAGACGACCGUCGACGGCGAGAUGACGACGAUCGCAGCGAUCGCAGAAGCAGUCGACGUGGCUCUCGAGGAUCGCCCAAAGCGAAUCCAGUACAUCCCGCCAAGCCUGUCUUCUGACAAGGAUGUAGAGAACUCGCAUUUCUCUCAAAAAGGCAAGAACUUUGGCAAAUACGUUGACACUGAAGUCAGCUGCACUGGCCCUGGCUCUGAAAAUGUCAACUUUAUCCAGGAUUUCAAGAAGAGUGAGCUCAAUGGCACCCUUCUUACGCGUCUGAAGAACUUGGACUUUCAGACCCCUACCCCAGUCCAGAGAGCUUCAAUCCCGGCCAUUAUGUUGAACCGAGAUAUCAUGGCGUGUGCCCAGACCGGUUCAGGCAAGACCGCUGCCUAUCUCUUGCCCAUCCUGGACGAUUUGAUGAACCAGAAAAUCAAGGCCGAGUCUGCUGACCGCCAAUUCCCACAAGUUCUGAUUGUCACUCCAACGCGUGAGCUUGCCAUCCAAAUCUACGAGCAAUGCCGCAUGUUCGCCAAGAACACAGGGCUCAUGGCCCAGUGCCUUUAUGGAGGAACUGAUGUUCGCUUUGUUCGUUCGAAAAUAAGCGAUAACGGGUGUAACAUCCUGAUUGGAACGCCCGGACGAAUCAAUGAUUUCUUGGAAAGAGAUUACCUUGGCCUCAACCGAAUCCAGUACUUCGUGCUUGAUGAGGCCGACAGAAUGCUGGACAUGGGUUUUGGACCCAUCAUGAAGCUCCUCGCUACGGGAUAUCGAAUGCCCCGUCCUGGAAAACGCCAGACUCUUAUGUUUUCCGCCACCUUCCCUCAAACGAUUCAGCAGUUCGCCGCCGACUUUAUGGACUCAGAAUACUUGUUCAUCAAAGUGGGUGUUGUCGGCGGCGCUUGCGCCGAUGUUUCUCAAGAAGUGAUUCUCAUCGGAACCGAGGAAUCGAAAAAAUCGGGCAAACUCGAAGAACUUAUCAAGGAAGUUGCCAAUUCCCGCCAGCGAACUCUUGUUUUCGUUGAGACGAAAGUAAAGGCCGAUUUCAUCGCCUGCAUGCUCUCGCAGACCAACGUACCCACCACCAGCAUCCAUGGAGGCCGCCUGCAGCCUGAACGAGAAGCAGCUCUCUCAGAUUUCCGCUCUGGAGCGUGCCCGAUUCUCGUUGCGACUUCUGUUGCUGCCCGUGGACUCGACAUCCCAGAAGUAGAGCACGUUAUAAACUACGAGCUCCCUCGUGAAAUCGAGGAAUAUGUUCAUCGCAUUGGCCGAACUGGUCGAUGCGGAAAUUUAGGAAAGUCCACUUCUUUCUACGACUCUGAAAGAGACUGCCACAUUGCUGGAGCCCUUGUUAAAGUACUUGGCGACGCGACUCAGCCUGUUCCAGAUUGGCUUGUGGAAGAGUCCGAGCGCGCGAAGUCAUCUACUGACUCUUACCGGAAUCGGCAAUUUAACGAUUCCAACGACCUCCGCCAGAAUCCCGGCUACGUCAAGCCUCCCCGACGAGAGUAUCCCGACGAAAACGAGAACGACGUACGCCAAUCUGAAAAGCGCGACCGAACGUACGAGCGACGAGACGACUACGACCGCCGGGAGCGUAGACCAGAUCGUCGCGAGCGGGGACCAGACAAUCGAGAUCGUCGCGACGGAGGAGCAGGAAGUCGAGAUCGUCGCGACGGAGGAGCAGGAAGUCGAGACCGUCGCGAUCGAAGAAUGGAUGGUCCUGAUCGAUUCGAAAGGGCCCCAAAGGACGACCGUUCUCCGCCGAAUACAGAACGCAGUGAACGCCAGCCAAGCCGACCUGCUAGCGAUGCCUCUCCGCCAACAAGAAGCCCCGAGGCUGCUGCGAAGCCCGAGAGAAAGGCUCGCCCUGAACGCGCUGUUCCCUCCGCGGAUGUGAAGAAAGAGGAUUCAGAUGACGAGUGGGGAGCCUAG